Molecule: messenger RNA, 1727 nt
Organism: Drosophila serrata
Lineage: Eukaryota; Metazoa; Arthropoda; Insecta; Diptera; Drosophilidae
Product: fatty acyl-CoA reductase wat
Biological process (GO): long-chain fatty-acyl-CoA metabolic process
Cellular component (GO): peroxisome
Molecular function (GO): alcohol-forming very long-chain fatty acyl-CoA reductase (NADP+) activity
Source: RefSeq, a predicted model, not a curated record
UUCCAUUCUCAUCGAAUCGAUCGACUCGUGAACUACGGGGUAUCUCAACAUGGACACUGGAAUUCAAGGAUUCUUUAAGAAUAAAACCGUUUUCCUAACGGGUGGUUCAGGACUUUUGGGGAAAGUGCUUAUCGAGAAACUUCUGAGGACAACCGAUGUGAAACGAAUUUAUACACUCACUAGGCCAAAGCGCGGUGUGUCCGUUGAAGACCGCAUCUCAGCCUGGGAGAAGGAACGAUUUUUUAAGGUACUUUUAAAGGCCAGGCCCCAGGCCCUGAAGCGAAUCAGUCCCAUUGCGGGCGAUUGCUUGGAGCCGGAUCUUGGCAUAAGCGAGUCGGACCGAAGCCUUCUGGUCUCCAAUGUGCAAGUCGUUAUCCAUGGAGCAGCCACCGUGCGCUUCGACGAGGCUCUUCACUUGGCCCUGGCCAUCAACGUGCGUGCCACCCGGAUGAUGAUUCAGCUGGCCAAACAGAUGACCCAGUUAGUAUCAUUUGUCCAUGUUUCGACCGCUUUCUCCAACUGUGUGAAGACUGACAUCGAGGAGAGGUUCUAUCCGGAGUAUCUAAAGGAUACUUCGGACAAAAUAUUAGCCUUGGGCGAGAUCUUGAGUAAUGAAACGAUAGACAAUUUGACGACAUCUUUGAUAGGACCCUUCCCAAAUACGUACACCUACACAAAGGCUCUGGCAGAAGAUGUGAUCCUAAGGGAGGCGGGCGACUUGCCACUGUGCGUUUUCCGACCGGCGAUCAUUAUGACAACGUACAACGACCCCAUCGUUGGAUGGACGGAUAAUCUUAAUGGACCCCUGGCCCUUAUCUACGGCUCAGCUCGCGGUGUAGUGCGGGUCGUCUUGGUAGAUCCCAAAUGCAAAAUCAGUAUAGUGCCAGCUGACUUGUCUGGCAACGCAGCCCUGGCCUGUGCCUGGCACACGGGUGAAAAUAGUAAACGGGAAGGUAAGGCAGAAAAGCCAACUAUUUACACGCUUGGUGCCACCAAGGACAACCAAAUCAACUAUGGUAGAUUCGUAGGCUCAAUUUAUGAGCAUUGCGAUCGUAUUCCGCUCGACCAGGUGCUGUGGUAUCCUAUUAUUCUAUGCAUUUCUCCCCGACUUUUUCCGUUGGCCGCCUUAAUUUUCCACACCAUCCCGGGAUAUUUUCUCGAUGCACUACUUGUCCUUAUGGGCCGCAAGCCCUUCCUGACAAAGUUGUACAAAAAAAUACACAAGAAUAUUUUCAACCUGAGGCAUUUCACGACCAACUCCUUUAAUUUUGUCACUAAAAACACUUGUAACCUGUUUGAGGAGAUGUCCGAGCAAGAUCGCCGUUUAUAUAACUUUGACAUGGAACGCCUGGACUGGACGGAAUAUUUGAACGGGUCCAUGGACGGUUUUCGGGAGUAUGUCGCCAAGGAGCCCACUACCAAAGAGUCCCUUGCCAAGGCUAGAAAGCUCGGAAAGCGUUUUUUCUUACAGAUUAAAGGUCCUUCACUACAGUUUUAUGGCCUCGUUGGGCUCUCUAGCCGCUUACGGCUUGUGGCUACUGGCCAAGUUUAUCAUUUGAGCUAACAAGGGAUAUAACUUUUAAUUUUUUUUUUAUAUAUAUAUACAACACUUAUAAAUUAGAAGAAAAUUUAUUGGUAUUAAAAAUGCAUAAAAUGUUAUUUUAAUCAGUUGUAUAUGUGUAAUGAGAUUCGAAAUAAAUUCUAAAAAUUAUACAACGCAAUUUGUA